GCGCGAGCCGCUUCCUGUGGUUUGCCAUUUUCGGCUUUUUGACAGAGCUUCGGUUCGCUUUUCUUCUUCUGUCUGUUUGUUUAUUUGUUUGUUUUUAACCGGUAUAAUUUAUAUUAAUUAGAGUUCGGUUAUAAAUGGGAACGUUAUCACUGUACUUUCUGUAGAAACGUAUAAAUAUAGUUAGUGAGCAGAAUAAGUGUUAGCCGUUUGCUAGCGGCAUUGUUAGCAUUGCGGAAGGGGUUAGCCUAGCCUAGCUUAGCUUAGCUUAGCACUUUAAUUAACAUUGGUGUUGGUGUGAAUGAGGAGACACAUGUAUAUUUGUGUCUAGGAGAAAGACAGACGAGUGGGUUUUUGUGCGAUACUUUUAGGGUUAGGUGUGUGUGUGUGUGUGUGUGUGUGUGUGUGUGAGAGAGAGAGAGAGUGUGUGUGUGUGUGUGUGUGAGAGAGAGAGUGUGAGUGAGUGAGUGUGUGUGUGAACAUUGUUAAAAGUUGAUUGUACAUCACGGAGCAGUUUAUUGAGCUCAGUAUGAGUUAUAAACCCAUCGCUCCAGCUCCUGCAGGCUCUAAUCACACACCUCCAGGGUCUUGUGGCUCGUCUCCGUCUCUACCCUCGGCCUCCACCUUCAGACCGGUGUUCAGCGACUUCGGUCCACCGUCCAUGGGCUUUGUACAGCCUGUGAAAGUGUCUCAGGGCUCAACCUACAGCGAGCUGCUGUCUGUUAUAGAGGAAAUGAGUCGAGAGAUCAGGCCCACAUACGCCGGCAGUAAAAGUGCCAUGGAGAGAUUGAAGAGAGGAAUCAUCCACGCCCGAGCGCUAGUGAGAGAGUGUCUAGCUGAAACCGAGCGCAGCGCUCGCACAUAACACACACCACUCUUCUCCAUCUCUCUUAUUCUCACACACACACACAGACUUUUACACACUUCUGUUCCACAUAAUUGCUUUUGUAAUUUCAAACCUUUUGCAGUUCCGUAUUUAAAUGCAAAAAAAAAAAAAGAAUAAAAAUCCGGUUUUACAAUUAAA
Messenger RNA from Tachysurus vachellii, 1021 nucleotides. RefSeq names its product cyclin dependent kinase 2 associated protein 2 (gene cdk2ap2). Lineage: Eukaryota; Metazoa; Chordata; Actinopteri; Siluriformes; Bagridae. The coding region runs from base 527 to 862 and encodes 111 amino acids. The transcript has 4 exons. Gene Ontology annotation, biological process: regulation of microtubule cytoskeleton organization; negative regulation of G1/S transition of mitotic cell cycle. The record is from RefSeq and is a predicted model, not a curated record. Gene Ontology annotation, cellular component: cytoplasm; microtubule; nucleus.